Molecule: messenger RNA, 1374 nt
Organism: Capronia coronata CBS 617.96
Lineage: Eukaryota; Fungi; Ascomycota; Eurotiomycetes; Chaetothyriales; Herpotrichiellaceae
Exons: 6
Coding region: 1-1374 (457 amino acids)
Biological process (GO): transmembrane transport
Cellular component (GO): plasma membrane
Molecular function (GO): transmembrane transporter activity
Source: RefSeq, a predicted model, not a curated record
AUGUCUGAAAGGAAAUUGAUCACCAAAAUUGACCUGAGGGUGAUCCCCGUCCUAUCGGUGCUCUAUUUGCUGGCUUUCCUCGACCGGACCAAUGUCGCGAACGCCGCCAUCUUUGGCCUGCAGAAAGAUCUCGGUCUGAGUGCCACACAGUACUCGACCGCCUUGACCGUCUUCUUUGUACCAUACAUCAUCUUUGAAAUCCCCUCAAACCUCAUCUUGAAGCGCCUGAGGCCGCAUGUUUGGCUUUCUAUCUGUAUGUUUGGUUUCGGCUUGGUCACAGUCUGCCAAGGGCUCGUUCAAGGCUAUGGCGGCCUUAUCACGACACGAUUCUUCCUCGGCCUCUUCGAAGCAGGCAUGUUUCCUGGUUCAUUCUACCUGAUCGGGAUGUGGUAUAAACGAAGCGAAGCGCAAAAGAGAUACACUUUCUUCUUCGCCAGUACGACUCUCGCAGGCGCUUUUGGCGGUCUCUUGGCCUCGGCCAUCGGCAAGAUGGACGGCCUUCGUGGCUAUCUUGGAUGGAGAUGGGUUUUUAUCAUCGAAGGGUCUUUCACCUGUCUUAUCGGUAUCAUCUGGUUUUUCUUGAUCCCGGACUUCGUGGAAGAUGCAAAGUGGCUUACUGAGCCCGAGCGAGAGUAUGUCAAACAACGGCUCCGGGAUGAUCAGGGCAAAUCGGCCAUUGAACGACGGAUCACGACCAAAGACAUCCUAAACUGCUUCAAGGACUACAAAGUCUUCCUGGGUGGCUUGAUGUACUUUGGUCUCAUUGUCCCAGCUUAUGGUUACGCCUAUUUUGCACCCACUAUCAUCAAAUCCUAUGGUUACAGCAACAUCGGCACUCAGUUGCACUCAGUUCCACCCUGGGCAGCGGCCUUUGGAUUUUCCAUGUUGAUUGCAGUUUUUUCCGACCGUCUGCGCCAUCGAUUUCUCUUCGCCAUCAUCCCCAUUUGUAUCGCCGUGGCGGGAUUCGCGAUCCUCAUGACCGUGCAUGACAACCACCACACCGAAUACGGUGCUCUCUUCUUGGUCACGUCCGGAUGCUACGCUGCAAUGCCUAUCAUUGUUUGCUGGUUCACGAUGAACUUGGGUGGACAUCAUAGACGUUCGGUGGGCACCGCAUGGCAGGUAGGCUUUGGAAACAUUGGCGGUAUCAUUGCCAGCUACAGUUUCGAGGCUGCGGAUGCGAAAUCAUUCUUCCACAAGGGAUACAGCAUCUCUUUGGCAUUCAUCUCCCUGAGUGCCGUCAGCUGUGUCCUGUACUUAUUGGCUUGCAUGAGUCAAAAUCGGAGCAGGGCGAAGACUCCUGACGUUGGCAUUACAGAGUAUGAGAAGGUCGAGCUGGGCGACAUGAACCCAGACUACCGCUACAUGUUAUAA